AUGAAAAAAGCUGGCACGAUGGUAACUACUGCGAAUGUCGGGCAAGAAUUUCUGUCGCGUUCAUGGGGAGAAGAUAAACUUAAUAAAGUGAAUGCAAUCUUAGACGAACGUGAUAAAGCAGUUGAUGGGACAAGCGAUAGUAGAGCAACUAAUCAUGCUUCAUCAAGUAGUGCUAUCACAUCUGGUACAUCAUCCGUUACUAAACCAAAAUUAGCCAAACAUGUGACAAUGGCAGCGACAACUAAAGAGGCAAAAUCAUUAAUUGGCACAGAAGCAUUUGGAAACACCCGUUCGGAAACAGUUCGUCGAAAAGCUGCAGAAAAAGCGAAGAAAACGUUAAAAGAAGUGGGAAAACCUCAAGGACGAAAACCCAAACAACAACAACAAAAGCAAACAAAAAAGCCUGCUCUCAAACGCUUGGGAACGAUGGCACAAACUGCGGCAGCUGGAAAAGAAUAUCUAAAACGUGGUGGGAAAAAAUCAACGACACCUGGGGCAAACAGAAGAGGUGGACGUCGUAAGAACACCAAGAAAAAUUAA
This is a messenger RNA of Didymodactylos carnosus, 540 nucleotides long. The record is from the annotation of a GenBank genome assembly. NCBI's taxonomy places the organism in Eukaryota, Metazoa, Rotifera, Eurotatoria, Philodinida, Philodinidae.